CCAAGGUAAUGCGAGGAAGCGGAAGUAUUGGACGGCAUUCAUUCAGGGAUGGAAAUAGGAGGAGCCGUGGUUUCAUGCUGCAAGGAAUAGACCUCUCACCAAACUGUUGCUAUUACUUCGUCACACUCUACCUCCCUCUUCCUCUUAUAUACCGGACACCCUUCCCUUCGUAGCUCCGCUCCCACUCCUUCUCCCUCACUACCCUACACCCACCAUGGGCUACGGCCGGCUCAGCUCGUCCGAGUCCCUCCCCUCUGUUUACGAACCACCACCGAGUCAAACCGGUUCGACUCGCCGCAAGCGCCUGUUCAUUCUUCUGGGUCUCCUGACUGUCGUCCUCCUCGUCGCCUCCGGUGUCUCGUUCGGCCUACUGGUCGGCUUCCGAGCCGGCUCGUCCGGUUCGGGCCGGAAUCGUAGCCCGACACAGGCCAUUUCCCAGACUUGCGGCCUGACCCUGUACCCGGCUCUGUGUAUCAGCUCCCUCCUCGACUUUCCCGGCGCUUUCGACGCCCGCGAUCGCGACCUCGUCCACAUCUCCCUCAACAUGACGAUGCAGCGCGUCAGCAAGGCGCUCUACGGCGCCUCCGCCAUCGCCGGCGUCUCCAUGGACGCCCUCGCCCGCGCCGCCUAUGAGGACUGCAUGGAGCUUCUCGAGGACUCACUCGACCAGCUCUCCGAGUCCCUUGCCGUCGUCUCCCCCUCCGCCUCCGGCCCCGCCGGCGCCUCCAACGAGGACGUGCUCACCUGGCUCAGCGCCGCUCUCACCAACCAGGAUACCUGCACCGAGGGCCUCACCGACGUCGCCGACGGCUACGUCAGGGCCCAGAUGCAGAGCAAACUUAAGGACCUCGCCGAGCUUGUCAGCAACUGCCUCGCCAUCUUCUCCGCCGUCAGCCGGAACAAGGACUUCUCCGGCAUCCCCAUCAAGAACAAGAAGCGGCGCCUCCUUUCCUCCGGCGACGGAGAUUUCCCGGAGUGGCUGGGGAGGAGAGACCGGAAGCUGCUUCAGGUUCCCGUGGCCCAGAUCCAGGCCGACAUGGUGGUGUCCAAGGACGGCAACGGGACUUACAAGUCCAUCGCCGACGCCGUCAAAGCCGCCCCAGAGCGCAGCACCCGCCGCAUUAUCAUCUACGUCAAGGCCGGCCGCUACGACGAGAACAUCAAGGUCAGCCGGAAGAAAACGAAUCUAAUGUUCAUCGGCGACGGCAAGGGCAAGACAAUCGUCGCCGCAUCCCGCAGCGUCGCCGAAAACUACACCACCUUCCACACCGCCACCUUCGCGUCGACGGGGAAUGGGUUCAUAAUGAGGGACAUGACCAUAGAGAACUGGGCCGGGCCGGCGAAGCACCAGGCGGUGGCGCUCCGGGUGGGGGCGGACCACGCCGUCGUGUACCGGUGCAACAUAAUCGGCUACCAGGACACGCUAUACGUGCACUCCCAGCGGCAGUUCUUCCGGGAGUGCGACGUCUACGGCACCGUCGACUUCAUCUUCGGCAACGCCGCGGUGGUGCUGCAGAACUGCAGCUUGUGGGCUCGAAAACCGAUGCCUAUGCAGAAGAACACCAUCACGGCGCAGAACAGGAAGGAUCCCAACCAGAACACCGGCAUCUCUAUCCAUGCUUGCCGAGUUGCCGCCACGCCGGACCUGGUGCCGGUGAGGUGGAACUAUUCGACUUAUCUGGGCCGGCCGUGGAAGCUCUACUCCAGGACAGUGUAUAUGCUAUCCUACAUGGGAGAUCAUAUCAACCCGGCGGGCUGGUUGGAGUGGAAUGCUACUUUUGCGCUGGAUACGCUAUACUACGGUGAGUACAUGAAUUACGGGCCGGGGGCGGCCCUGGGAAAGAGAGUGAAUUGGACGGGAUAUAGGGUGAUAACGUUGCCGGAGGAGGCCAGUAAGUUCACCGUGGCGCAGUUUAUCUACGGAUCUUCUUGGCUACCCUCCACUGGGGUGGCCUUCUUGGCUGGCUUGUCCCUGUGAUCAUCCUAUCCGUUUUUCUUUCAUAUAUGAUCUAUAAGUGUAUGAUGAUGGUAUAGGUGUAGGCUUUUGUAUUUCUUUUUUGUGAUUUUUUGGGGAAAGGGAAUAAUUAGAAGUUCUUUAAAGUGCUAAUUGUAUAUCGACAGUCCUGAUGCCCAAGUCUUCCUCCUUGUUCUCCCUAGUGGAACUGGAAGUGUCCAAUUUCUGUCUACAAUAUAGUAAAAUUCUUUUUGGUAUCA
Molecule: messenger RNA, 2214 nt
Organism: Elaeis guineensis (African oil palm)
Lineage: Eukaryota; Viridiplantae; Streptophyta; Magnoliopsida; Arecales; Arecaceae
Product: probable pectinesterase/pectinesterase inhibitor 34
Biological process (GO): cell wall modification
Molecular function (GO): pectinesterase activity; enzyme inhibitor activity
Source: RefSeq, a predicted model, not a curated record